Dentiscutata erythropus is the source of this 990-nucleotide messenger RNA. NCBI's taxonomy places the organism in Eukaryota, Fungi, Glomeromycota, Glomeromycetes, Diversisporales, Gigasporaceae. The record is from the annotation of a GenBank genome assembly.
AUGAGCGAAUACCAAACCAGCACCUUUGUUAAUCGUGCUUGCAUCUUCAUAAACUCAGGAAACGACCCCAUGAUUCAAAGUCAGGUUAUCGAUGAUUCGCAACAUCUUAUUAAAAUUCCAUUUCCACCAGAAAUUAAUCCACAAGAUUUGGUUAUUUUACAUCCUGAUGGUCGUGUUCCCAAAACUCCUAAUGCCUUUAUGAUUUAUCGAAAAUUGUUUGUUGAAACUGCUCGUGCUGGUGGUUAUAACUUGCCAAUGAAUAUUAUCUCCCCAAUGGCAUCUCGAUCAUGGAAACAAGAGCCUAAAGAAGUAAAAAAUGAAUAUAAGAGAAUCGCAAAGGAAGCAUUCAAUUAUCGUAAUGAAUUAUUUCCUAAACGAAAACUUCAAAGUAAGAAAGACCAAUGGAAAAUUAUUUCAUUUGAUAAACCUUCUGCUCGUAAAGUUAAAAAUACUAAACCUAUGAGAUCUGCUAAUAAAUCCACAAAACAUCAACGAUUUGAAUCAUUCACAUCUAAACUCCAAGUUACUCCUAAUGAUGUCGAUAUAAAUUCACCAAUUUUCAACCUUGAUUUAUUUACUGAUUGGACCGAAUUCUUUAACAAUCAAAAUACCUAUCCGAGCCCCAAUUUAUCAAUAAUUUCUAGUAGUAAUAGUUCUAGUUCAAAUGAUUUUGAUUUGCCGAUUCAAGCAGAUCAACAAGUCAAUAAUUAUAUCAUAAAUAACCUUUUAUUUAUUGGUGAAAAUCAGACCUCUAUCGACGAUAGCCAAUUCGAACUUGGAAUUUUUGAUUUUUCUAAUGUCAAUGAUAAUCCAUAUAAAAAUGAAAUCAUUGAUGUACAGAACACUUGCAAUUUUGAUAAUAUGGUCAAUUCCAAUGACCAAAUACCUUUCUUAUUAAAUACAACAAAUUUAUUAAAUACAACAAUAAAUCAAGAUUAUUUAAAUGAUGCAUUAAUUGCUUAUGAGAUGGGUUUUAACUACCCUAUCUAA